GCAUUUUGCGUCACGCCUCUAACCAUACUAGUAUUUAAAAGAAUAAGCACCACAUUGUAGAACAUUACUGUGAAAUACAGCAAAGUGAAACUGCAAAUACCAAGUAAUGUCAAAAUAAAUGAAUAAAUAAAUAAAUAAUGAGGACAAAGAUGGAUGAAGGAAAAUGGAAACAAGAAGAAUCACGGAAAUCAUGGGAUCCCUUCCUGAUUGUUCCAUUCACAGAUGGAAUAGAAAAACCUGGAAAAUGUCUUAUGUUUUGGCAUUUUGUCAUCUGUUCUGUUCUUGGGCUUUUAGUCUGUGCACUUGGCUUUUUCAGCAAGUCUUCCUUGCUGAUGCUGAUCACAGUAUCAAGCCAAGAUUCCACCACCAUAUCAAAUCAGCCUUUUGCUCUGCUGAUUCUUGGCUGCGUACUGAUUGUUCCAAGUGUGCUUACAUUCAUCAAAUGCCUUUGGAAAAUGGCAUUCAAAAACUCAAAUCUACCUUCUAAAGAGGUUUUAUUUUUGGUUUGCGGAAUUGAGCUACUUGUAUCUUUUGGCACAGCAGUUCUUACCAUGAUUGCCAUGCCACAUUUCGACAUUAUAACUAAUGUGAUGAUCUUAAACAGUGUCUGCAUACUGCCUGCUGUCCUACAAGCUUUGAAUCCACUCAUGGAAACAUCAAUCUCAAAAUGGGCACUAGUCCCUCCACUCCUUUCAAUAUUCUUUGUGCUUACAGGUUAUGUGCUUUUCUUUGUGGGUUAUCAAAUGGAAAUGACACAUUCUAGUGCUGGCAGCAAAGACAUAUAUCUGUACAUUGGACUAGCCAUAGGGAGCACUUUAUUAGUUUCCCUAAGCUGGUGGGAGAAGUUUACAUCAUUCCUUAACACCAAGGCCUUAGGCAGAAUUAGACAUAAUCUCAGGCACUCCAGAAACAUCACUUACUUGAUCUCUAGUUCAUUUCGAAUUGUUGUCACAGGUAUUGUGGUAGGUGCGUAUGUCCCGCUUGCUGGUAAAAAUUGGUCUUCCAUUAAAAAUGUUUCCACUGAUACAAUUACGAUUGUCCUCAGCCUGUUUGCCAUACAAGUGAUUUCCUCAGCUUUGUGUCACUGGUUUGGGGUCAUUGCUUGCAAAAUGCAUGCAUUCCGACGUGGUUUUGCUUUGCCCAUGAUCUUCAUCACUCCUGCUGUGUUUGUUGCUUUCCUUUUCAUGUUUGGGAUGCGCUACAAGACAGCUAAGGAUGCCUCUGGUGUUGGGAAUUUUUCACUGACUUUGUACUGUCGUGACUUUGAUUCAACUCUUGGUAAUGGGGUAGAGGUAGCCAAGCAGCUCUUCAGAGAUAUCAGUCAUGGGUUAUGUAAUAGGGUAGGGGGGCAGAACGACGUCCAUAUGGCACUGCUUGUGGGAGAAUUUGUCACCAUGUGGCUAGGACUAUUUCUUUCCACACUGUAUGUGUGGAUGAUGAAUACUGACCGAAUUGAAAGGACAACGCAGCUUUAUCUAAAACCCAUGUAUGAAGCUGCCUUCAUCGACCAGUGCUCUCUGCUCAACAUCCGGUUUUACAGUAGGGAGCAGGAAUACAGAUUAAAGAAAAACAGUGAAAAGAAGGUAGAUGAUGAACCGUUAAUGAUUUACCUGUGUGCAACAAUGUGGCAUGAGACAUGUGAUGAAAUGAUCAAAAUGUUUACAUCACUGUUCAGACUGGACCAACACAGACCCAAACAUAGUGCAAAGAAGGACAAUUUCUGUUUUGAGUCACACAUUUUUUUUGAUGAUGCUUUCAUUGAAAAAGUUAAUAAACAAACUGGCAAGAAGAAACUAUAUGUGAAUGAAUUUGCACAGUUCCUUGUGGAAGUUUUUGAAGAAGUAUACAAGGGAUUUUGUAAAGAUAAUUCAUCAUUCAAAGACCAAAAUACUCAAAAUGGAGAACACAAAAUCAUGCCAACUCCUUACGGGGGCCGUCUCUGUUAUGUGCUGCCACAUGGCAACUGUUUGUAUGUCCACUUUAAGAAUAAACAGAGGAUCCGCCACAAAAAGAGAUGGUCACAGGUCAUGUACCUUUACUAUUUGCUUGGGUGGAAGCUCACCAGGAAAUAUUUUACAAGUCUUGAGAAAGGUGAAAGCCAGAAAAACUUGGAACGAAGGCUAAAGAAAGAGAAACAUAACACCUACCUUCUAGCCUUGGAUGGUGAUGUAGACUUCCAGCCCUCAUCAAUAAUGCUCUUGAUCGACCGUCUUAAAAAGUAUCCCAAAGUAGGAGCUGCCUGUGGAAGAAUUCACCCAACAGGGUUUGGUCCCAUGGUAUGGUAUCAGAAAUUUGAGUACGCCGUUUGUCACUGGCUUCAGAAGACAGCCGAGCAUGUUUUUGGAUGUGUGCUCUGCAGUCCCGGGUGCUUCAGUUUGUUCAGGGGAGCUGCCCUCAUGGAUGACAAUGUGAUGAAGAAAUAUACUACACAAGCCACAGAGGCAGCCCACUAUGUGCAAUAUGAUCAAGGUGAGGACCGCUGGCUGUGCACCCUGCUUCUUCAACAAGGCUGGCGAGUGGAGUACAAUGCAGCUUCUGAUGCCUACACCAAUGCCCCUCAGGAGUUUCAUGAGUUUUACAACCAAAGACGCCGAUGGGGACCUUCUACCAUGUUCAAUAUUAUUGAUUUUCUGAAUACUCACAAACAAACAAAAAAAAAAAAUCCCAGUAUAUCCAGACUGUACAUCUUAUAUCAGGUUAUAUAUCUGAUUGCCAGCAUUCUUGGACCCGCCAUUGUUUGCCUUAUGAUUUCAGGAUGCUUCUCAUUCAUCUUCAACUGGGAUCCAAAUCUCUGCGUUUUCCUAGCGACUCUUCCCCCUGCUCUGUACAUAGUGGUCUGCUACAAAGUUAAAACUGACAUCCAAAUCAUAAUUGCUGCCAUUUUAAGUACAGUGUAUGCAUUUUUAAUGUCAGCAACUGUCAUAGCAAUUAUAGGGGAAAUGGUCAAGCAACAAACAUUUAUGACACCCAGUGGCCUGUUCUUAAUAUUUUUAGGCAUACUGUUUACAGUAACCGCUCUGCUGCACCCCCAGGAAUUUCAUCUAGUUAUUUAUGGAUUUCUUUACAUAAUUUGCAUCCCAAGUGGGUAUUUGCUACUAAAUAUAUACUCGGUAAUGAACUUGAAUAAUGUUUCCUGGGGAACAAGAGAGGUGGCAAGCAAGAGUCAGCAGCAAAAUAAAGACACCAAAAAUCACAACAUUUUAGAUAAGAAUUGCAUGUGCUGUGGCUGGGAUACUAAAUUCAGAAUCAGUAAGUACCAGAAAAUAACAUCUUCCACCGAGCAGCAACAACCUCUACUGCCUCAGAAUGAAAGCCAAGAUGAAGAAGUUCAACCCCCUGUGGAAAUAGAUGCUACUGCAGAAGAAUGCUGGAUUCAUCAACUGCAAGAGAAGUCUGGCGAAAUUGAAAUUGUUGAAGAUAGACUUGAUGAUGAUGAAAUACCUUUUUGGGAAGGGCUCAUACAGGAGUACUUAAAACCCAUUAAGGAAGAUAAGGCCAAGCAAGACCAACUAACACAAGAGCUUGGAUCCCUCAGAAAUAAGGUUGCCUUUGUAUAUUUUUUCAUCAAUGCUUUAUGGCUAAUUUCAACAUGUAUCAUCCAAUCUGUUGGUUUAUAUGUCAGCAUAAAAUUCAAAGAGUUGAAUGCAAAUGGACCUCUUGCUGAAGAUGGAAUCAUGCAUUUAGAGCCAAUUGGAUUGUUGUUCAUUGUGACUGUUGCUGGCUUGCUGAUUGUGCAGUUUCUUGCCAUGAUUUACCACAGACUCAGCGCACUGACCCAUCUGAUGGCCUACAUUGGAACAGAAGAAACAAAACAAAAGCCAAAAUAUGAACUCUUGGACCCGGCCUCUGAAUUUGCUUAAUAUUCUUUUUCUUUUUUGUUUUUAAUCCUUGGUAUUUUAAGCAUAAUCAUCAUUUAUUACUGUUUGUGUACAAUGGAUAUUUGGCAUAUUUUAUAUUUGGGACUGUCCACGAGUAACCUGAACAAAGUGGAAUUUCUGAAAUGAGAGAUGUUCUUGGGGUGUGCACAGAUAAUACUUCCCUACUAAAACAGUAAGCUUAAAAUUCCAUCUUAGAGACAGUCAUGCCAAAUAUCAAUGAGUGCAGGAGUUUAGAAAAAUGAUUUAUUUUUUAUAUUUUAAUCUUAGACUGGGACUUGCACAUCAUUAUGGGUAUGUACAUACAGUACUAUACUAUGUAACAUGAAUUCUGGAUUAUAUAUGGAUCUUUAAACAAAUACAUGUGUAGAAGAAAGGAUUAUUCUCCUGUGAUAACAAAUAUGAAAUAAAUAGAAACAA
Molecule: messenger RNA, 4295 nt
Organism: Acipenser ruthenus (sterlet)
Lineage: Eukaryota; Metazoa; Chordata; Actinopteri; Acipenseriformes; Acipenseridae
Product: chitin synthase chs-2-like
Exons: 18
Coding region: 138-3860 (1240 amino acids)
Cellular component (GO): cell septum; cell periphery
Molecular function (GO): chitin synthase activity
Source: RefSeq, a predicted model, not a curated record